Molecule: messenger RNA, 3638 nt
Organism: Polyodon spathula (Mississippi paddlefish)
Lineage: Eukaryota; Metazoa; Chordata; Actinopteri; Acipenseriformes; Polyodontidae
Gene: zfand3
Product: zinc finger, AN1-type domain 3
Exons: 6
Coding region: 300-992 (230 amino acids)
Molecular function (GO): DNA binding; zinc ion binding
Source: RefSeq, a predicted model, not a curated record
CUGGUCUCCUCUAUUUGGUCGUUGGUGUCGCCCUUGCUCCAGCUGACUGGCCUGGAUUCCCGGUUAGGAUCCCCGAGCUCUCCCCGGCUGCGUUCGCCGUCGUUUAAAACUGUCUUCCCUGGCUGGGUUUACCGCGAGUGUUUGUGUCAGUGGUGCUCUUGAUUCUGUGUGUCUCAGUAAACAGCAGGCUUUACUGCUCAGCAGGUUUUCUUGCCUCCGUCACAUCGAGAAGCCUCCCUCAGCUGCUAGGCCGCCCCGCCAUCCACGGAUUUGCCUUCACCGCCUCACCGACCAGAGCCAUGGGAGACACAGGCAGCGAACGCAGCAAACCACCAGGCCUCCCGCCCCGCUGCUCCUGCGGAUUCUGGGGGUCCAGCAAGACCAUGAAUCUCUGUUCGAAGUGCUUUGCUGAUGUUCAGAAGAAGCAGCCAGAUGAAGACUCCUCCCCUGGCCCCACCCCCAGCACUAGUAGCAGCCAAUCGGACGUGUUCACGAGUGACAUGAACAGCAGCAGUUCCUCCCCAUCCUUUUCAUCACAGACUGUUAGCAACCCCCAGCCACUCCCCAGCGAAACAAAUGUAGCUUCCUUACCCAGCCAAGAGGAAUGUGUUCCCUGCACAGACACAGCCCAUGGCACAUUAGCAACACCCACAAAAAGGCCCUGCGAAUCAGGGUCUGUGUCCGAGGGCGAGGAGUCACCAGGGAAACGGGCGCGGCUGCAGGAUGACGUCGCUGAGGAAAGCCGUGGAGGCACCAAGCAGAGGAGUCGCCGGCGCUGCUACCGCUGCCAAACCAAACUGGAGCUGGUGCAGCAAGAGCUGGGCUCCUGCCGCUGUGGAUACGUGUUCUGCAUGCUGCAUCGUCUCCCGGAGCAGCAUGACUGCCUUUUUGAUCACCUGGGCCGUGGCCGUGAGGAGGCUAUCCUGAAGAUGGUGAAGCUGGACCGCAAGGUGGGGCGGUCGUGCCAGCGCAUUGGGGAGGAGUGUUCCUGAGUUUGUGUUCUUUCUUUCUUUUUUUCUUUUUCUUUCUUUCCUUCUUUCUUUUCCCUCUCUCUCUCCCCCCAAGAACACAUGCACAAGCCUUAUCCAGAAACACCCAACCCUCGCCCUUCCUCUCUUACCUGAGCUAGCCAAUACACAAACCUUGCACGUUACACCUUAGACAUAGAUUGUAUUUCAGAUUAGGGGUGUAAUGCUCCAGGUGGCUACUUGUAUGAUCAAUAAGAUCAAAUAAUCCUUUAAUGAUGGACAAUUGUUUUUUUGUUAAGACAAACACUAAACGAGCGUGUUCAUACCAACUGUAAAACACACUUCUGCAUUUGAGAACCAUUCGGUGAACUAAAAGGAGCUAUGUUGUGCUUUUGGUCACAAUACAUAUGAUACAUGCCUCCUAUUAUGAAACUGUACGGUAUGUAAUGUAAAGUAUCAGGAUUCAUCGAUAAACAAUUAAUUGUUACAUCCCUACUUAAGAUCCAUAGCUUGUACUUUUUAGGAUUGUUUGAAACGUGAUCCUGAUAUGCUUUUUGGCUGGUCAGUUGAUUAGUGUCCAGUUUUUUUUCUUUUCUUCCAAGAGCCUAAAUCUAUCCCUGCUCUGCUUUCCAGUGCAUAGAAGACAAGUCAUCUGCAGGCAAUGUCUGAAAUGCAGCUCUCUGGUAAAUAUUCUGCUCGCAUCAGACUUUUGUAGAAAAGGUAAUGAAAACCUGGCCUGUCCAACACAGUGCUGUAGCACCCCUGUUGCCGUUCUCAAGUAUUGCAGAUACAUGAAUCUUGUACUUGCAGAGGGUAGCAGUGCCUGUUCAUGGGGGGCCAAUCCAUUCCAUGUUCAUUGAUGUAAUAUAAAGUACUGUAGGAUCUGGUCAGAUUUAAUUGGUUCAUCUUAAUUAUUAAGUGCAUGAUUGGGACAGACUAGGCAGUUUUAAUCUGAGGAACUUGUAGGUAGUGUUUGGAGCUGGGGGACAGGGACUUUCCUAGUACAGUACUUGGAAGCAGUGGUCAGAAUUGCAGGUCUGGCUGGCCAUGUAGUCCUGGGGGUUAAAAGCUGACACACUGGAAGGCAUGUGGAUCUUACUGGUUAUAAUUCAUGGACAGGGAGAUAGCAUUUUGAAGUCUUGACUCUUACAGUUAAUAUUUUAAACUAUGAAGGAAAAGGAGAAUAUUAACAUGAAGAAGAAUCCCAAUGGUCUAUAAAGUCAAGGUACUGCUAAGCGGUUUCUUAUCACUGAUCUGUGGUAUAUUGUACAUGCAGACCUUGCUCAAUAGGAGCAGUUAAGGGGUCAGGAAUCACAGGUAGCGCUGGCUGGUGUAAAAGCAUCAGAAUCUCAUUGACAAACACACACAUACCCACACACAUCCAGAAUACCAAUGAUGUCUCUUAUUGGCUAGUUCCAGGUACCUUGGGUUAUAAAUAAGAAGUAAUAAGGCUUCUUCUGGUGACCACAGUUGAACUUGGACAGACAGACAUCAUACUUUAGGAUGGGCAAUAGACACUUUGUGGCAAAGCAGGACUGGGGACCCCUGUAGGAGACCUGUCUUUACUUGUGUGUGUGUGUGUGUGUUAGGGGGUGUUCUAUUUUGGGGCGGCUAAGGGGACUCUUAAGUGCUUCCUGGGGCUCACCCUGUUUGUUAGAAACUGCAACAUCAAACAAAACUGUUAAUGUGUGUGACUUUAAAGAUAUUUUACACAAACUUCCUCCUUUUACAUUUGUGCUCUUCAGUUGUUGAUUAUUAUUAUUAUUAUUUCUACAACAGAGGCCAGUGUUGCGGGAAAUUAAAACCUAUAUAAUUUUUUUUUUUUUUUCCAAAUACAAUAUGAAUGAAAACAUAAACACAAAUUUGAGCUGAAAAUCUAAAGUUGUGAUUUUAUUCAACAUGCAAAAUCACUGUGCCUCGGGGUAUGCAGACCGAAAUGGUUAGACUGAGCUGAGAGCACUGUGAGGGACACUGCAGCUGCUCGCUCCUUGCUCUCCUUCUCCCUUGUCUGCCCUCUCCUUCCAACUCUCCCUCACCCUUUCACUCUGCAUCUCUCCACCCUUCUCCUUUGUCAAUGCCUGCCCUCUCCUUCCACAUCUCCAGCCUAUUUCCCUCCCCCUACCUCUAGCCCUUUCACUGUCACUAAAUGGUAAGGAAAGGGUAUUAUCAUGGCUUCAUAUUUUUUUCUCUGUCUGCCCUCCCCCCUUUUUAAAUCAUAGUAGAAGCACCCAUCAGCAGUCUCUACCAGAGCGGUGUACUUGGUUUUGCAGAUUGAUGUGUAUCAUCACUGUUUGAUUUUGGGACAUCCACUCUUAUUAAAUAGCUUGUGAUUAAGAGAUAAGGAAGGAAGGGAGGGAGAGAGGGGAGGGUGGAAGGUGUAAGGGGGGGGUGGGGGUGGCCAAGGAUUGUAGGUUUCUUGUCUUUUAAGAGUGGAGCUGAGAUACAGUCUGCUGCUUCUCCAUCCCAGUCAGAGCGUGAACCGGUGGGGGCUGAGAUGGGAAGCUGAUAUUAAUGUCAUGGGUGCAUUUAUUUUAAGAUUUGUUCUCUGGUUUAAAGUGAAGAAAAAGAAAAGAAAAAAUAUCUUGUAUCUUAAAUAAAACCUUAUUUUACCGUUUUUUGUGUUUUCAGUUUUACUUACACACCUAGCAUAGAGCUUAACUUUUUGUAAAA